Endocarpon pusillum Z07020 is the source of this 2898-nucleotide messenger RNA. RefSeq lists its product as uncharacterized. The record is from RefSeq and is a predicted model, not a curated record. Lineage: Eukaryota; Fungi; Ascomycota; Eurotiomycetes; Verrucariales; Verrucariaceae. Gene Ontology annotation, cellular component: endosome; HOPS complex. Gene Ontology annotation, biological process: organelle fusion; endosome organization; vesicle-mediated transport. The transcript is spliced from 3 exons. Gene Ontology annotation, molecular function: protein-macromolecule adaptor activity. Bases 1 to 2898 code for a protein of 965 amino acids.
AUGGCGCUAAAUAUCUCCAGUGGAUAUGCUCCGCCGAGUAACCUUCAAGAUGCGUCAGACGCAGGUCUUCCCAUCUUCAAUGUUGAGCGAGUUCAGCUCCAGUUCAAUAUUGCUGCCGAUUUUGUGGCAGCCCAGGUCGCAAAUAAUGUCCUGAUACUGGCACUGGCCACUGGCAGGAUAUUGCGGAUCGAUCUGGACAAUCCCGCCGACAUAGACGAUGUUGACCUACCCAAAAAGCCAGCAGAGGUCGGACUUAUACGGCGAAUGUUCUUGGAUCCCUCCGCAUCUCACCUGAUUAUCACCACCACCCUGGGAGAGAAUUACUACCUGCACACGCAAUCACGUCAGCCCAAGCCUCUCUUUAAAUUGAGAGGAGUAUCAAUCGAAUGCGUGGCUUGGAAUCCCUCUCUUCCUUCAGCGUCUACUCGAGAAAUUCUGAUUGGGGCGACGGACGGUAACAUUUACGAGAUCUACAUUGAGCAGUCAUCAGAGUUUUUCCGAAGAGAAGGAGGAUAUACGACUCAAGUUUGGAGGGUGCCAGAUGGCGCGGUUACUGGUAUCUGGACAGAUACGAUCCCUGGCCAAUCCGAUCUCCGUAGGAUACUUGUAGCCUCACAUAACAGGCUCUUGCAUUUUCUAGGAAAGACAGGAGGUCGUGGUCGCGAAGGUUCGAGUUCAAUAUAUACAGACCUGUUCCGGAACGAAGCUCCUGUUGCUCAUGAUACAUCUGGUGCAUCUGUCAGUGCACCUUCGGUCCUAGCUAUAACACCUGAGUCCCACAAAUCAGAUGGCAAUCAGCAGGAUGAGCAGGGUUUUGCCUGGCUCUAUUCCCAGGGCAUUUUCUAUGGCAAUCUGUCAACCUCCCCAGCAAGUCCAGCUGUUGCAAACAAGAUCUUCAACGAAGCCAAAUUUGUCCCGAGGUCGAAAUUUCCAGAGACGGUUUCCGCUAGAGGAGGUCGUAAGCUGAUACAAGAUCCAAUCACUUCAAUGGCUUUAACGCAGUGGCACAUUCUCGUCCUGGUUGAAGGCCACAUCGUUGCCGUCAAUCGCCUUGACGGAAGCACAGUUUGUGAUCAGGUUGUCCUUGAACCAGGUCAAACCACAUUAGGACUCGUUGCAGACCAGAAGAAAAAUACCUUCUGGCUCUUCACUAGCCAAGAAAUUUUCGAGGUAGUCGCAAAUGAUGAAGACCGAGACAUAUGGAAGAUUAUGCUCAAGCAGCAGCGCUACGAUGAAGCACUGAAAUUUGCAAAAGACGCUUUUCAAAAGGAUGCGGUGGCGACAGCCUCCGGAGAUCAUCUUUCUAGCAAGGGACAAUAUCUUGAGGCGGCUGGUAUCUGGGGGAAAAGUAGUAAAGCUUUCGAGGAGGUCUGUUUGAGCCUAAUUGACAGCGGCCAGGAAGAUGCACUACGGAAGUAUUUGAUAACCAAGCUUGGGACGUACAAAAAGAGCUCAACGAUGCAACGGACCAUGAUGGCAACGUGGCUAAUCCAGAUAUUUAUGGGAAAGCUCAAUGCUUUAGAUGAUAUGGUAGCCACAAAAGCUGAAUUGCUAGAAAACACUGACGCCAAAGGAGCCAAAGAGCAAUUGCAACGCACAAUGCGAGAGUACCAAGACUUUGUGUCCAAGUAUAAAUCCGAUCUUGAUGCCAAAACCGUCUACGAAGUUGUUGGCAGCCAUGAUCGAGAAGAAGAAUUGCUCUUUUUCGCCAAUACUAUCAACGACUACAACUUCGUUUUGUCCUACUGGGUUCAGCGAGAGAAAUGGACAGAAGCACUUACCGUGCUUAACAAGCAGACGGAUCCGGAGACGUUCUACAAGUAUGGCAGCGUGCUGAUGAUCCAUGUGCCUGGUGGGUUGGUCGAGAUCUUAAUGCGUCGAAAUUCUAUCGAUCCACCAAGACUAAUACCAGCGCUUCUCAGUUACAAUGAGAAGGCCGAUGGACCCUUAAAUCAGAACCAAGCAGUUCGAUACCUCCAGUUUGUCAUCAACAAUUAUGCGGAAGUGCCUGCUGAAAUCCACAAUACUCUUAUCUCAAUAAUGGCAUCUCACCCCUCACCCUCGGAAGGUGUCCUUCUAUCGUAUCUCGAGUCACAGCCAGUACCUCCACCAUAUGAUGCGGACUUUGCAUUGCGGUUGUGCAUUCAGCACAACAGAAUACAGUCUUGCGUCCAUAUCUAUAGUUCCAUGGGCCAGUAUUUGCAAGCCGUGGAACUAGCCCUUCAGCACGACGAUACUGAUCUCGCUGCUAUCGUUGCAGACCGACCAGAAGGCAAUGACAAGCUUCGAAAGAGAUUGUGGCUUUUAGUUGCGCAAAAGAAGAUCCAGCAAGAUGCCGGCAUCAAAUCGGCAAUUGAGUUUCUCAAACGCUGCGAUCUUCUCAAGAUUGAAGAUCUCAUUCCGUUCUUCCCCGAUUUUGUCGUUAUCGACGAUUUUAAGGAGGAGAUUUGCACCGCGCUUGAAAACUACUCGCGGCAUAUCGAUGACCUCAAGCAGGAAAUGGACAUGUCAGCACACACCGCAGAGCAAAUUCAGGCUGAAAUUCAAGCUCUUGAUUUGCGGUACGCGAUUGUUGAGCCGGGUGAGAAAUGCUGGAUAUGCAGUCUUCCGGUGCUGAGUCGGCAGUUCUUUGUCUUUCCUUGUCAACAUGCUUUUCACAGUGACUGUUUGGGAAAGAAAGUGCUUGAGAGUUCUAGGUUGGGAAAGAAGAAGUAUAUCAAAGAUCUGCAAAAUGAAGUCAGCCGAGGAUUGAGUACGGGAGUGAAGAGAGAGAAUAUGAUCAAGGAGCUUGACAGUCUGGUUGCUGAACAAUGUGUUCUUUGUGGUGAUUACGGCAUCAAGCAAAUCGACGAACCUUUCAUCCAUGAUGCAGAUGACAGAGACGAAUGGUCCAUCUGA